Messenger RNA from Aspergillus campestris IBT 28561, 696 nucleotides. RefSeq lists its product as uncharacterized. The coding region runs from base 182 to 550 and encodes 122 amino acids. Lineage: Eukaryota; Fungi; Ascomycota; Eurotiomycetes; Eurotiales; Aspergillaceae. The transcript has 2 exons. The record is from RefSeq and is a predicted model, not a curated record.
CCUGGAGCCGGAGUCGCCGUCCAGCAGUUACCCGGCCGCGGGACCGACCGUGACCAGCGGGCCCCGCACCGAGUCGACCCCGGCUGUGUCGCAGCCAUCCCGGGCGGGACCGACGGGCCCUUCGGAGCGUCUGAGUGGUGCUCAGGCACAGCAAUCGGCGAGUGCUCAGCCGCAGCAACCGAUGGGCUCCCAGGCACAGCAGUCAAUGGGUUCCCAGGCGCAGCAGCCAACGGGUACCCAGGCCCAGCAACCGAUGGGUUCUCAGUCCCAACAGCCGAUGGGUAGCCAGGCGCAGCAAAAAAUGGGUUCUCAGUCCCAGCAGCCGAUGGGUAGCCAGGCCCAGCAACAGAUGGGCACCCAGGCGCAGCAACCGACAAGUGCCCAGGCCCAGCAACCAACAGGUACCCAGGCCCAGCAGUCCACAGGCCAGACCAACCAAGCGGGCGGGGGAACCAACGGGACCACGGGCAAGGACACUGUGCAGCAGGGGGCCAAAGAAGCCAAGAAGAAGCGCGGAUUCUUCAGCAAGCUGAAGGAAAAGUUCAAAUAGCCUGUUCUCCUCCUAACCUUGUUUCUCUCUAUCGUUAAGUCAUUGUCUAUACCUUAUGUUUAUGCCUGAUGUUUAUUCUUGUGUGUUCCGGAGGAUAUUGGUUAUGCCAUUGGACGCAGCACUGUUCGUAUAUCUAUAAUGACCAC